AUGGCAAACGAACAGGGGGAGUAUACGUUCUUCCUUGUUGAUAGUGCCCAUCCACUAAGACUGGUCAUGGUCACUCUUCCGAGAUCUGACACUGUCGGUGACCUUCAAAAUCAAAUCCAACAACGCCGUUACAAGGAUUUGGAGCCGUCCGACCUCGAUUUAUUCCAAGUAGAUAUAUUGGAUGAGGGUGAUUUAGCCCAGAAAAUCGAGGAGAAAAGCAAGGACCUGGGUACGCCGCUCCGUGCAACUUAUCCCAUCUACGAAUACUAUCCCUCGACCCCCCCAAACGACACUAUACAUAUUCUCGUCAGACCCUCUGCAUCGCCCCAUGUGCUUCAGCCAAUUCAAUGCCUGAAAGUCGAUAAAUACAUCUCGCUUCACUUGUCCGAUACGCAGGUAUACUCAAAUAGCUCAGAACAAAUCGUCAGAGAAAACAAAAUCACCUAUUCGUUGACCCCUCCCAAGCAACUGGAAGACUUUCGUCAAAAGCUAGAAAGAAAGCGGAUGUACGAACCACAAAGCUUGAGCAGGAUGUCAAAGCUCAAAGCCGAGAUGGAAGAACUUGGCAUCAAUUUUUCAAGCUACUUCGAGACUUCGGAAUCACAGGUCUCCGUUGAUGAGCUCGUUCAGGAUGUGGAGCUGUCGCACUACAUCAUCUUGCUCGAACAUUUGAUCCACCUCAAUGUUGCGGUAUAUCAACGAUCCAAGGAACAAAUCAUUCAUAUGAUGCUGUCGACGCUGAUUCUUUCCAAUAAUGAAUCUGUCAAAUACACCUUCAACUCCUCUUGGCCGUUUCCCAUCGUGAUCAAAUUAGACAAGGCAGAGAAACUCGUCCAAGUGAGACCCAGGAGUGACAUGCUUCUCUGCAUUCGUCGGUUCCCCAUCAUGAUUAUGGAAAUCGCUUCUGGAACAGAUGGAAAAGACGGAUUCAGGAUGAUGUUACACGCAGGGGCCCUUACAAGAAUUUUGCAAUGUCUGGGAGUGGAUCCGCGGCUUGUGAUCGUCGGGAUCUAUAUCGACGACUCCUUCAAGGCCACCCGCUAUCUCUUCUCUCUGUCAGAUCCAAUGGGGGAGGAAGUCAUUUAUAUCAAGAAAGAGUUUGAUCUUGGAAACAAAGCACAAGCGUUGAUGUUCCUCUCUGAGCUUUAUAGGAUGGUCAUUUUUGCACGACAUCCGGAUUCAGAUAUCCUCGAGAAGAACGUUGACGAGAUGGUCAACGAAAUCCAGUGCAUGAGACUGGACCCCAUCACGUCGACACAAACGCGAGAAAGACAGGACAACAGCGGAAAGGAUGGCAGAAGCAAACGGCUCAAACCGAGCGGAGGAAACGACAAGGACAAUGCCAUGAACGACGCAAUCGUCGAAGCGGGAUACGCUCUGGCGUGGCACCAUCUUCCGCAGGGUGGAAAGGAUAAAAUAGAGCUUCCAUUUCUGUUCCCCGACAAUGUUCGCGAAGCCAUGAGGCGCGACGGACUCCCAGUUAUCAUCAAGCGGGUCAAAUAUAACUCAGAGGUAGAUAUUUUGGCGUACCUUGGGAGUCGUGGAGGUGGAUCGAAUCAUAUAAUCGCGUUACUCGAGGUGCUCAAAUGCGACACGCAAUGGCUUAUCGUUAUGCCGAAGCACGUCAAACUUCGUGAAGCUGCGCAUUUACUGUUGACACCUGCUACUGUCUACUCGUUUCAAAAGCAGUUCCUCCAGGGCGUGGCAUUCAUGCAUGCAAAUGGCGUCGUGCAUCUGGAUCUCAAACCCGACAAUGUCGUUAUAGACUUUGGGGAGAGGAGACGGAGCCGAUCUCACGAAGCUACCCUUUAUAUAAUUGACUUUGGGAUUGCAGAAAUGAAUGUGACCGCCAGCACAACAGUGGACGACGUAUGUGGGACACGUGGCUGGACUGCACCAGAGAUUCAGGAGGAUCAAAGUUGGAGUCCUAUUCUGGCGGAUAGAUGGGCAUGUGGCAAGGUGCUACUCUAUCUCGGCGAGCAAAUCAACCGGAAGUCGGGAGUACAAGAGCUUGUCCGGAGAUUGAUGGAUGAUAAUCCUCAGGCUCGACCUCCCGUAAGCUUGGUUCUUCAGGGUAUCUUCGGAGGGUCAGAAUGCCAAGUGAUGGCCGGUUGA
Molecule: messenger RNA, 2115 nt
Organism: Serendipita indica DSM 11827
Lineage: Eukaryota; Fungi; Basidiomycota; Agaricomycetes; Sebacinales; Serendipitaceae
Source: the annotation of a GenBank genome assembly